GUCAGUUUUAGAUUCUCCCUCGUUCGCCUUCGUUUUCCCGAGGCAACGAGGCUCUGGGAUUGGACCAUCCAGUCUAGGCCAUUAUCAUUGCGUCUAAUCAGUAUCAGCUGACCGAGACUGAGAAGAUACCGUCUCGUCAGUCGUCUCGUCUUCGCAGUUCAGUUUCAGUUUCCUGUUAAAAUUAAAUUUGUCACUCGCAAUUCUCAAAUCGCGGGUGCCUUUCGUUCGUAACGGGAGGUGAAAAAUCGUGGUUCGGAAAUCUGCUUCAUUCACACAGAAAACCGGAAGAAUCCGGUGAUUCUCUAUCUGUAAAUAUUGCAAUUGCUGUAUCCCCAUCAGCUGAAAUCGUGUAUCGAAACUUGUUGCAUGAACUUUCUCGUGUUUGCCUCGAGCUAAAGUGCUCAGAAUUCGUUAUUUGAAGUGAUUGUGUCGUGUGUUUUCGUGGUAACUGCGGAAGAUUGAAUUUGUCAAAAUUCAUCCUAUUGUCGGGUUUGUUCGAGUGUUGUUCUGUUGUUUUUGAAGUCGUAAGGAUUGACCGAAAAAUUUAGGUUAGUUCCUACUUCUACUUCCUGCUUUACGUUUUAAACUGAAAUGAAUUGUAAGGAAGAUAAUUAAGUAAUCGAGUAUUUUCCACUGAUUUGGAUUUUGUGAGUCUCGUGAAGAUUCCUACUCUUUCCUUGGAUUAUUGCUGGUUUAUGAUAAGAGCUCAAGAAUGGAAGCGAAGGAGGUAGUAGCGGAAAACAUCAACGAUGACGCGCCUAUGUUCGGUCUUGUUGACACCGUCCUAUUGGCUGCCAUCGUUGGUUUCGGUGCCUGGUACUUCUUCUUCAACAAAAAGUCAGAGACUACAAAAAAGACAUAUCAAAUCCAACCCACGACACUGAACACAACGACGACGAGCGAAGACAACUCGUUCAUCAAGAAACUCAAAAGCUCCGGGCGGAGUCUGGUCGUGUUCUACGGUAGCCAGACGGGUACCGGAGAGGAGUUCGCCGGGCGGAUAGCCAAAGAAGGUCGCAACUAUGGUAUGAAAGGCAUGGUCGCCGAUCCCGAAGAGUACGAAAUGGUAAGGGAAGAACUAGUCAAUUUGAAAGAAAUACCCAACUCCUUGGCCGUUUUUUGCCUCGCCACCUAUGGUGAAGGCGACCCCACCGAUAACGCCAUGGACUUCUAUGAAUGGCUUCAAAACGGAGAUGCCAAUCUCGCCGGACUGAAUUAUGCUGUGUUCGGGUUGGGAAACAAAACUUAUGAACACUACAACGAAGUUGGUAUUUACGUAGACAGGCGUCUGGAAGAGCUUGGCGCUACCAGAGUAUGUGAACUGGGUCUUGGAGAUGACGACGCGAACAUCGAGGAUGAUUUCACUACUUGGAAAGACAAAUUAUGGCCAGCUGUCUGCGACUACUAUGGAAUUGAAGCAACUGGAGAGGAAGGUAGUGUGCGUCAGUAUAAAUUAACGGAACAUACGGAUAUCUCUCCUGACAGAGUCUACACUGGAGAAGUCGUCAGAUUGCAUUCACUCAUCAACCAGAGACCGCAAUUUGACAUGAAGAACCCUUACCUGGCGCCUAUUCGAGUGAACAGAGAACUUCAUAAAGGCGAUAGUGACCGUUCCUGCAUGCAUAUUGAAUUUGACAUCGAUGGAUCUAAGAUGAAAUAUGAUACAGGUGACCAUUUAGGAGUCUAUCCACACAAUGAUCCAGCUCUGGUCCAGAAAAUAGGUGAUAUGGUGGGUGUCAAUCUAGACGUGGUGUUUACUCUUACCAACACUGAUGAGGAAUCAAGUAAGAAGCAUCCUUUUCCGUGCCCAUGUUCUUACAGAACAGCGCUUACCCAUUAUCUUGAUAUUGGCUCUAAUCCCCGUACUCACAUUCUGAAGGAAUUGGCCGAGUAUGCCACGGAUCCAAAGGAACAAGAACAGUUGAGACAAAUGGCCAUGACCUCAGUUGAAGGAAAGCAACUGUAUAACAAAUGGAUAAUUGAAGACAACCGUAAUAUCGUUCAUAUUUUGGAAGAUUUUUCAUCCUGCAAGCCUGCAAUAGACCACCUCUGUGAACUUCUCCCACGGUUACAGGCCCGAUACUAUUCAAUUUCAUCAUCACCAAAACUGCAUCCAACAUCAGUUCACAUUACAGCUGUAAAAGUAGAAUACACAACACCUACUAACAGAGUGAACAAGGGUGUGUGUACAACGCUUCUGAGUCAGAAAGUUCCAUCGCCGAACCCUAAUGAACCCAUUCCCAGGAUGCCAAUCUUUGUCAGGAAGUCGCAGUUCAAGCUUCCCACCCGGACACAAACUCCCAUUAUCAUGGUUGGGCCAGGAACUGGUCUUGCUCCAUUCAGAGCUUUUAUUCAGGAACGUGCUUUCACAAAAAAAGAGGGAAAAACUGUCGGUGACACAAUCCUAUACUUUGGAUGUCGAAAGAAGAGUGAAGACUUCUUGUAUGAGGAAGAACUCAAUGAAUAUGUUAAUAACGGAGAUUUGAAGCUUCAUGUUGCCUUCUCACGAGAAAGUGCACAGAAAGUUUACGUCACACACCUACUGGAAAAGAACAGCGAUGAGAUUUGGAAUGUAAUUGGAGAAAAUAAUGGCCACUUUUACGUCUGUGGGGAUGCCAAAAAUAUGGCCAAAGAUGUGCACAAUAUUGUCUUGAAGGUUGUCCAAGAGAAAGGUAACAUGACAGACAGUCAAGCGCUUGCAUACGUGAAGAAAAUGGAGGCACAAAAGCGAUACAGCGCUGACGUGUGGAGCUAAUAUCGAAACAUCACUGUUACAAUUAUGGAAAGCAUUUUUAAACAUUUUAUAAGAAAUUCAACGGCAGCUCGAGUAUUAUUCAUAUGACUGCCUUAACUCGAUUAAAAUCUUCUAUGUGAAGUUCGAGUAUCAAUCUUAGUCCACCCUUCUCAAUCAUUGACAAGAAUCGAACUUUCUGUUCUCGAGUUUCAUUUAAUUUGUGAUAAGUUAGCUGUUCCCUUGAAUAGCAAAUUUUUAAGAGAUGUAAGUAUACUGAUCGAUAUUGUUUUCGAAUUUAAGGAAUAUCUUGUAAAUAAUAAUCUAUUAUUUUCAUUUUAACGUAGCUUAAGUUCUACUUUUUGUAGCUGCGAAGUUAUUUGUACAGCCACGCGUUUUAGAAGUUUAUGCAUCUCGCCUGGCGAAAAGCCGUUAUCUGUGAAAUGAAUUUAAAGGUGUUAUUUUUCUGUUAAAAAUGUUUAUUUUUAUAAUAAUUCUGAAUGAUCGACCAUUCCUUUGCUUUUGAAGACAGUAUCAUUGUUUUGUCUAUCAUCCAUGCGAUUAGUGCCUUGUCUCUCUAGGUGUUUUGUAUUAAUUUUUAUCCGCAUCCUCUAAGUUCCGUCUUUGCUUUUCAUUUAAUGAAGAGGAAAGACUAUAGGUAAUUUAUUUAUACUUUUACCAUUUGAAAGUGAAGUGACUGACCUUAGCAUCAUGAACAAUGGAACAUAAUAUAUUAGAUGUUAUUUUUGUAUAUAAGAUUUUAUAAAGUCAGAACAAAUAAUUUCUGUAUUUUUUAGCCUUUUUCUUACAUGAUUUGUUUCAAUGCUAGCUUUGGCUUAAAACUGUUCUUUGGAUGUGCUCCUUUUUUUCUGCUCUCAUGAGCUGUUAUUCUCAGUCUGUUUCAUAAUAAGAUAGAUGGUUGCUGAUGAAAAAGCUUUGGUUUUACGAUAGAUUAUUUUAAAAAUUGUCCUUUAAGUUUAUGGAUUUUGAAUCAAAUUUUGAUGUUUAUACCAUUAAAGGUGUAAUUGUUACGCA
This is a messenger RNA of Bemisia tabaci, 3766 nucleotides long. It is a transcript of the gene Cpr, whose product is annotated as Cytochrome P450 reductase. Gene Ontology annotation, biological process: response to hormone. The record is from RefSeq and is a predicted model, not a curated record. Lineage: Eukaryota; Metazoa; Arthropoda; Insecta; Hemiptera; Aleyrodidae. Gene Ontology annotation, cellular component: cytosol. Gene Ontology annotation, molecular function: FMN binding; flavin adenine dinucleotide binding; NADPH-hemoprotein reductase activity.